AUGACGGCGAUUGAGAUUCCAUCACUGGGACGUCCAUUCUCCCUUGGAAUGAUGUACGAUUGCCGUGAAGAUAAACUUAUCCCCGGUGUCACUUUGUGGAACCGAGAUACACUCAAAACAAAUGUGGAGUCAAAAUCUCAAGACAAUACGUCAUUUGAGCUGAUAGCAUCAGAUACGAUUUCUGAUAAAGCCUCAGCAUUGAACAUCUCAGCAUCAUUAAAAGCCAGUUUCCUCAGUGGCAUGGUACAGGUUGGUGGAUCUGCUACUUACCUGAAUGAUAGAAAGACAUCAAGUCAUCAAGCCAGAGUCACUUUUAAAUAUUUUAGAACCACCAGAUUUGAACAGUUGUCGAUGGACCAUUUAGGUGUCCAAAAUAUGACCUAUCCUGAACUUUUAGAUGAUGGAACCACCACCCACGUAGUUACCGGCAUUUUAUAUGGAGCUCAGGCUUUCUUUAUCUUCGACCGUGAAGUGUCCACAUCAGAAAAUACACAGGAAAUUCAAGGAAAUCUCCAGGUGAUGAUCAAAAAACUACCCAGAAUUUCAAUUGAAGGAAAUGGAAAGCUGGCAAUAACUGACAAAGAAAAAGAAAGUGUGGAUCGCUUCAGCUGUACAUUUCAUGGGGAUUUUGCUCUUGACAGAAAUCCAGUGAAUUAUGAGGAUGCCAUUAAUAUUUAUGCCAGCCUGCCAAAGCUGCUCGGAUACAAUGGGGAGAAAGCUGUGGCAAUGAAAGUCUGGCUGUAUCCUCUAAGUAAACUGGACAACAGAGCCGCCAAGUUAGUUCGAGAGAUUAGUCAGACACUUGUUUUUAAAUCCGAAAGUAUCAUCCAGCAAAUGGUAGAGGUGAACACGCAAUGCAACGAUCUGAUGAAACAUCGAGCUGCCGAGAUCUUCCCCGAAAUCAAGAGAACAAUAAGUAAUUUUAGAGAAAAUUGUGAGAAAUUUACACUUGUGUUACAGAAGCAACUUGCACAAACCCUGCCCUCCAUUCGAGGUAAAGGGAUAGAGGAGGGGGCAUUAGUGGACAUUUUAACAGCAAUUGAACAGUCACCAUUUGGGAAGUUCCAUAUUGAAGAAUAUUUGAGCAAAAAAAAGCAGGAGAUGGAUAUAGUCAGUUCCCAUCUGGACGUUUUGAAACCUAUUAAAGUUCUACCAUCUGAACCGGAACUAAAUCAAGUUAUAACAGAUCCCAGAAUUGAUUUUAUAGUUUGCUAUAAUUUCACUUCAUUAAAUGAAGAAGAAACUUAUCUUUCUGAAAUGACUUACUGGCUGCAAAUUAUGGAGAACUCAAGCAACACAAUCUAUCAGCCAGACAAGGUCAAAGCAUGGUUCAAGAACACAGGCGUCAUUAAAAAUGCAAGAAAAUAUGUGAAAGCUUUUCAAGAGUUCACACAGACCAAUGAUCCCAGAGAGGACACUCAGUUCAUUAUUUCAUGUACCAAAGACCCAGAGAACCCUGGAGUUUCUAUCUAUCUAUAUGAAUUUGGAGAUUUGGUGAGCGAUAGAUUCUUGCCCCCAGGUAAACCUUCUCCUCCUAUUAUAUGCACAACUCAUAAUGGGGCAAAGCUUACCUUAGAGCCUUCAGACUUUGGGAAAGAUUUUAUAAUAGGGUACAAGAUCGAGUACAGAAUCUUAGAAGAAGAAAGCUGGAAAAAUUAUACAACAGAGAACAAUGAUCAAGAAAUAAAUUACAAUGGUUUGCAACCAAAUGAAACCUAUCAGUUCAGAUACUCUGCGAUGUGUAAAGUAGGACUUGGUGCAGUCAGUGAUAUUACAGUAGGAAAGACCCUUCCAACCAGUCCUCCGGAGGCCAUACAAUGUACUGCUGGCUCAACUUGUCUCCAUUUACAUUGGCAAAUACCCAGUGUCAUUGGAAAAGAAGUCACAAUAACAGAGUUUAAAGUUGAAUACAAACAGCGGCUCCAACACGAUAAUAUUACCUGGAUAGAAAAAAAGACAGGGAAGAAAACAGGGCACUGCGUCAUUGAUGGGUUGAACACUAAGACAUCAUAUAAAAUCCGUGUUUUGGCCAUCUGUGGAGAUCAUGGGAUUAGCGCUCCAAGUGAUGAGAUUCUAACUUUAACUGCAGAAAAAGAAUCUUCUGACAUUAAAUAUCAACUACUCAAGGACAGCAGUUAUUUAACUGGAAAGAACCCCUCUAUCCAUCUGCUGAAGAUGGAUCGAUCUGACUGUGGAUACGAAAAAUAUAGCAUGGGGAAAGAAAAUCCUGCAAAGACAAAUAAAGUGAUAUUAGUAGUAGGAGACUCUGGCUCAGGAAAAACCACCCUUAUCAAUGGAAUGGCCAACUACAUCCUUGGUGUGGAUUGGAAAGAUGAUUUUAGAUUUAAACUGGUAGAAGAGUUUACAAAUGCUUUUAAAGUUAACAGUCGAACUGACAAAGUAUAUGCCUACCAGAUGAAUCAUGAAAGUGGCUAUAAGAUCCCUUAUUCUCUCACCUUGAUAGACACCCCAGAAUUUGGUGAAACCCGAAGAAUAGACCAGGGCAAAACGAUCAUUAACGCCAUCCACAAGGUCUUCCCGAUCGAUGCCGUCUGCCUUGUAGUUCAGGCUUCUUUAGUUCGACUAACUCCCACCCAGGAAUACAUUUUUCAUUUAAUGUUUUCUCUUUUUGGAAAACGCAAUAUAUUUAUUCUCAUCAACUUCUGUGAUGGAGCGAGACCUCUAGUGCUACAAGCUAUUAAAAGAGCUAAUUUUCCCUUCUCUCUGGAUUGUAUUGGCGAUCCUGUUCACUUCAAAUUUAAUAAUUCAGCAUUAUUUGCCAAAAAUCAUUCAAGUUCCAUUAGUGUUAAUGAGAUUCUGAAACUGACUAAAGAAGUCCUAAAGGAACAGAAACAGCUGGAGAUAAUUCUUAAGGCUCUGCAGCCACAGAUCAAUGCUGGACUUAUUAAACUGGAUGAAAUUAGGAAAACAAAGGAUCUUAUGGAGGCAAAUGAAAACUUUGAGUUUGAGGUCAAUGUGACUGACUGUUCCAGUACAGGAACUGGUCCCACACGGUCAGUUCAUAACAAACUGCCAGCAUUGUCACUUAACACGCCAUGA
Molecule: messenger RNA, 3060 nt
Organism: Pelobates fuscus (common spadefoot toad)
Lineage: Eukaryota; Metazoa; Chordata; Amphibia; Anura; Pelobatidae
Product: stonustoxin subunit beta-like
Exons: 3
Coding region: 1-3060 (1019 amino acids)
Molecular function (GO): protein binding; GTP binding
Source: RefSeq, a predicted model, not a curated record